AUGGCCGAAGAACCAAAAGGUGUACCGCUGGCAGACCUUAGUUUGCAACAGCUUGGAGAACUUCAAAAGAAUUGCGAGCAGGAGUUGACUUUCUUUCAAGAGUCUUUCAAUGCCCUGAAGGGUCUGCUUUCUCGAAAUGAAAAGAGUGUAUCCGCUUUGGACGACGUCAAAGUAGCUACUACCGGACACACCGCUCUAAUUCCACUCUCAGAAUCGUUGUACAUCCGUGCAGAACUUUCGGACCCAUCAAAACAUAUGGUUGAAAUUGGAACCGGUUAUUUCGUGGAGUUGGAACGCGAGAAAGCUAAAGCUAUUUUUGAUCGGAAGAAAGAGCAUAUUUCAAAGCAGAUCGAGACAGUUGAGGGAAUUCUGAAGGAGAAGAGGCGAACUCGCGCUUACAUUUCAGAUGCCUUCCAAACCAAAGUUCAAGCCCAACUCGCAACAAUGAAUACCCAGUAA
Messenger RNA from Caenorhabditis remanei, 459 nucleotides. RefSeq lists its product as uncharacterized. The record is from RefSeq and is a predicted model, not a curated record. Gene Ontology annotation, biological process: protein folding; regulation of DNA-templated transcription. The transcript is spliced from 4 exons. Lineage: Eukaryota; Metazoa; Nematoda; Chromadorea; Rhabditida; Rhabditidae. Gene Ontology annotation, cellular component: prefoldin complex; cytoplasm. The coding region runs from base 1 to 459 and encodes 152 amino acids.